Molecule: messenger RNA, 3131 nt
Organism: Daucus carota subsp. sativus
Lineage: Eukaryota; Viridiplantae; Streptophyta; Magnoliopsida; Apiales; Apiaceae
Product: GBF-interacting protein 1
Exons: 11
Coding region: 233-2722 (829 amino acids)
Molecular function (GO): protein binding
Source: RefSeq, a predicted model, not a curated record
AAUGUUGAGUUAGAGACUAGAGAGAGGUUACACUAGCCAGAGUGAGACAGGAACACACAGAAAGGGUUUUUUCUAGAGAGAGAAAGAGAGUUAUAUAUAUCUUCUUGACAGUCGCGGCGGAUUGUCAUCUUCCAUACACAGCCUCCAUAUACAUAAUUGUUACUGUAUUAUUAACACGCUCGUGUAGUUACUCUUUUGCUAUAGAGAUCUGUGGAGAGAUUAAUCGAGAGAGAUGAGUAACAGCAGAGGAGGAAACAAUGGCGGCGUGGCUUCAAUUCCUGCGGCGUCAAGAAAGAUGGUCAUGGAAUUGAAGGAGAUCGUUAAUAACAGUACAGAAGCGGAGAUCUAUGCUACUCUUAAAGACUGUCACAUGGACCCUAAUGAAGCUGUUAAUCGUCUUCUCUCUCAAGAUCCUUUCCGUGAGGUGAAGAGCAAACGAGACAAGAAAAAGGAGACAAAGGAUUCAACAGAAUCAAGGUUUCGUAGUGGUAGUAACACUUCAAACCGUGGUGCCAGAAGUGGUACUGAUCGGUAUGGAGGACGUGGUGGCUCAACUCAAUUCAGCUCUUCUGACUCCGGUGCUUUGCAUGGCAAAGUUGGUUACAGGAAGGAAAAUGGUGCGAACCAUUAUACAAAUUCUUCGUCCACAGCUCCUGGGAUUGCAUCACGUGGCAAGUUUCAGCGCCCUCCAGCACCCAGUGAUUUCGUGACCAGUGAAAAUAAAGCAUCUGCAUUAAGCAUGGGAGAUGGUAACAUAACAGCUUCACAACCUUCUACUGGAUAUCAACCUGCCUGGGUUGGGGGACAUGGUCAAAAAUCGAUGGCUGACAUUGUAAAGAUGGGAAGGCCACAGAGCAAGGUUUCCAGCAUACCGACACCAUCUCAGUACAGUGGUGAUCAUGGCUCAAAAGUUUCAGAUGUAUACACUGAGCCAGUGUCUGCUCCUGACGAAUGGCCCAUAAUUGAGCCACAGCAAGCAAGCAUGUCUGUUUACAACUCUCAUACAGAUUCCCAGCUGCACCCAGAUCAAUCUACCAUGCAUCCAGAUGAUAUUAAUCAGCAAACCCAUAUUGAGCCUGACGAGGUUGAGGUAGAGGAGGAUAGUUCGGUUGAAAACCUUGACCAUGUUGGUUCUGCUACUGUUUCGAGCAGAAAUAUGCAGGCAGAUAAUUCUGGAGAUGCAUCUCUAUUUGAUAAUGACAUGUAUAAGAACAUGAGUUCCUACCAGGCUCAUCCUCAUGCUUUCCAGAGCGAGGAAGUGGAAGACAUCGGUGCCUCGGUGCCAUCUGAGAUUGCCAACAUGCAUCAACUAAGUAUACAGGAUGAGGAUCAUGAGGUGGCAUAUGAGGAAGAUGUUCCUUCUGUUGUAAUUCCGAAUCACCUUCAAGUUCAGAGUGCGGACUGCUCACACUUGAGUUUUGGUAGCUUCGGAUCUGCUCCUGUUACCGGAUAUUCCGACCCUUUUACAUCUAGAUCAUCUAGAAGUAACAUAGAAGAGACGCUUGUAGAGACAGACGCUCCGGUGAUUGAGCAAUCAGACAAUAGAAAUUCCGAGUAUUAUGGAGAUGAGUCUAUUAGAACUGUCGCAGAUGGUAAUUUGGUUCAUAGAACUAGUGGAGGUGAUGCAGGUUUUGAAUCACAGUCUGUUCCACAAGCAGAUGUGUUAAAGCAGGAAAACUCUGAAGCGGCACACACGAGUCAAUAUGCCUUUCCCUCUUCUUCGCCUGGGUAUACAUUUGAAAAUGCGCAACAGCUGAAUGCUGCAUUCAAUUACUCCCAGACGAGUGCACAAAUGCAAAAUCUUACUCCCUUCUCUAACUCAGUGGCCUCUUUGCCAAAUACUUUGUUGGCUUCAAAUAUUCAUCCGGUAAGAGAGUCUGAAUUGCCGUACUCACCUUUCCCUAUGUCACAGUCAAUGCCUACCAAAUAUGGAAACACAGUGUCUUCCAUUGGCGGUUCUUCAAUCUCUGUUGCAGAGGCUUUAAAAGGUUUCCAGUCAGCUCAAGCUGCACCGCAGAACCCAUCUGGUACUAGUGUCGCCACAGGACCUGCCCUCCCUCAACACCUUGUGCAUCCUUACUCUCAACCCACUCUUCCUUUGGGACCUUUUGCCAAUAUGAUUAGCUAUCCUUUCUUACCACAGAGCUAUACAUAUAUGCCAUCUGGUUACCAGCAAAUGAUUGCUGGUAACAACACGUACCAUCAAUCUUUGGCAGCUGUUCUACCUCAAUAUAAAAGUAGUGUAUCAGUUAGCAACUUGCCUCAGUCUGCAUCUGUUCCUUCGGGAUAUGGUGCUUUUGGGAGUUCAACUACUAUCCCAGCAAACUAUGGCAUGAACCCAUCCGCUGCUUCCCCAGGAGCAUCUACUAUGGGUUAUGAUGACAUGUUAAGUUCACAGUACAAGGACAGCAAUCAUCUAAUAUCCCUUCAACAGAAUGAUAACUCAGCUAUGUGGCUUCAUGGGCCUGGUUCUAGAACAAUAUCGGCUGUUCCAGCAAGUACAUAUUACAGCUUCCAGGGUCAGCAAGGUCAGCAGCCUGGCGGAUUUCAGCAAGGUCAGCAGCCUUCACAAAACUAUGGAAAUCUUGGUUAUCCAAAUUUCUACCAUUCUCAGACCGGUGUAUCGUUGGAGCAUCAGCAGCAAAAUCCUAGAGAUGGGGCUCAUAGUGGUUCUCAAGGCCAACCAAAGCAGUCGCAGCAGAUAUGGCAAAACAGCUACUAACUUUGUCACCUCCUGGUUUUUAAGGGUCUUGUACUGAGUUUGAACGUGGCCAGCUAAGCAUUUCUGUUGCUUGAAUAAGAUAAAAUUGUCUCGAGAGGAAGUGUGAUAUGCUGCUGCCCUGUGCCGUGAGAGGUUGUAUUCUACGUAUUUAUGUCAGUUACAAUCAGUUAAAUGUAACGUAGGUACUACUUAUGAGUGUGCUAAUUUGAGUUAGUUAACAUUUUACUUGAAUGCUUUUUGAAAGUUCGUUUUGUUUCUUGUCUUUUUAUCCUAGGUUUCAAGUAGUCGAGUAUUAUGGAACAUGACAAUCAUCGUUUAUAGGUUUGAUUUUAUUUGAUUGUCAGAGGUCAUAACGUGUAUAAGCAAGCAAGUUAAUCGGAAAACUAAUACCAUGUUUUCUCUUACCGUA